Molecule: messenger RNA, 1128 nt
Organism: Aspergillus heteromorphus CBS 117.55
Lineage: Eukaryota; Fungi; Ascomycota; Eurotiomycetes; Eurotiales; Aspergillaceae
Product: fungal specific transcription factor domain-containing protein
Exons: 4
Coding region: 1-1128 (375 amino acids)
Biological process (GO): DNA-templated transcription
Molecular function (GO): DNA binding; zinc ion binding
Source: RefSeq, a predicted model, not a curated record
AUGACCAGUAUCGCUCCGAGUGAACGGUCGGUGGAGUCGAGCUUGCAUUACUGGCUCACCUUUCUGAAAUACAUCGUCCAGAAGUUGCACCUGCACCACGAUGCGUCGGACCUCAGUGAAGAUGACAAGGAGGAGCGGCGAAGACUGUGGUGGGCGACCUAUAUCAUUGACCGGCAUACCGCCCUGUCAUUCAAUGGACGUCCGCGCAUCACCGACCAGGAAUGCCUGCCUCUUCCUCCUCCACGGCCGGAUGUGGUUUGGAACCAGUUAGGCCCGCUGCUUCCCUGGUCCGACCGGCAGAGCCAUGACCCCGUGGCCCUCACCUACCAUGUAGAGAGCUUGGAUAUGCUUGGUAUCUUUCUACCACUUGCCAGGGCAUUGGGCGAGAUUCUGGAGUUCCGGUUUCUCUGCGAUCAUUCCACCUUCAAUACGGAUGCGAGCUUUCUACAUGCCAUUCGCGGGAAAAUCGUCCAUAAUCUAGACCGAUGGUUCCAUUCGUUUGCCGCGCUGGUGGGCUCGGACUUCUGUACAAUUGCCGAGCCGCACUGCGAGUUCUGUCCGGCAGCAGAGGUCCCUGCAGUAGCCUACUAUGGCUUCCAUAUGUACCACUGUAUGUUCGUCUUACUGCAUGGCCCAAUGGAUGUGGUCCGAAUGUAUCAGGAUCUUGCAUGGCAGGCAUCGUCGGAAUUUCUGAUCGCGGGCGAACAUGCUGUCGCAUGUGCAAAUAUCGCUCGUCAUAUUCUUCAAAUCGAUCCGCAAUUGUCCUUGAUGUACCGAUUUUUCGGGACGUACUUUCUGCAAUCCUCAUUCAUCUUCCUCAUUCUAGCGCAGAAGCUCGGUCGGCACUCGGACAGCCUGAUUCUGCACAAUUGCGCUAUUAACCUGCAGGUCUUGGAUAUGUUUGUGGCCGCUACGAAUAUGGACUACCAGCGUACGUUUGCCAAACUUCUGCGGCGGGCCUUGUCACACAACAUGGAUCAGUCCUCGUCAGCACAACCGCUCGAGGGUCCCCAACCCCUCGAGGAGUCAUCGGGUGUACCAGAGCCGGUGCUGGAUCCGGAAAUGCUGCGCUACCGCUGGAUCCCCGGAUACACAGGGUUAUGGACCGACCCGUUGGGCCUUAGAUGA